This is a messenger RNA of Neocloeon triangulifer, 918 nucleotides long. RefSeq lists its product as uncharacterized. NCBI's taxonomy places the organism in Eukaryota, Metazoa, Arthropoda, Insecta, Ephemeroptera, Baetidae. Bases 160 to 870 code for a protein of 236 amino acids. The record is from RefSeq and is a predicted model, not a curated record. The transcript is spliced from 7 exons.
GCUGCUUUUCCUUCAAGGACUUGAAAACACAUAAUUUUUCGAGAGAUACCAAUUUAAACAAGUGUGACGCAUAAACGUAGCAAUUUUAUUGUGAAUGUCUUAUCUCCCCUACGCCCGAUGAACGACCUUUGGAAGAAGUCUUGAAGACUCGAACUUGAAAUGCUCGUCCUCGUUCUCCUCGCCUUUCUCUUCACACCCUCGCUGGCCACCUUCGGACCGACGGUGACCGCCAACUGGGCUGGCCAGUUCCCCUACGUCGUCAACUUUCAAAACCCGAGCAGCACAGUUGAGCGCACCGUGACCGGUUUAGUUUUGAGCUCCAAAAUGGCGUUGGUUUAUCAGUUUUUAACUCCAGCUACCAUCAACUUGUUCACGAUGACCGACUACGCCCUGGGGGUGCACUCGGUGGUCAAGUUGGUCGGGACUGCUGCUGGAAUUUACAAUGUGGUGAAAACGUGCAAAGCCUUUGGCCCGGCCCGAUUCAAUUUGACCGCGAGUGAAUUCUACACUUUCUCGGCCGACACUUCCGACGCCGCCGUUAUCUUCUUCCACAACAAUGCUUUGCUGUCCAAGUCGACGACGGCACUGUCGGACGCAAACUGCGACGCAGCAUUGAGCGCGGGAAUCUCUGCUAAUCAGGCGUGCGUCGCAACGGACUCAACGCCUGGUAUUUGCACGACGUACAUCAAAGACGCCGCAACCUACGAGUGGACAGCAGCGUUGGUGGUGCAGGGCCGAGUGCAGGGCUUUUUGAGCCGAGGAAAUUGCAACAUGGCAGGCGACAACAUCUUACCAACCCAGUUUGACAAGAUUGUUGUCAGACGCCAAGACAUUCUCGGCAUUUCAGGCAUUGUCGUCGACAAUCCUUGAGCAACAAUUCACAAUUCUUUUUUCUCCUGUAACUUUCGAACUCGGAAG